Molecule: messenger RNA, 2075 nt
Organism: Musca domestica (house fly)
Lineage: Eukaryota; Metazoa; Arthropoda; Insecta; Diptera; Muscidae
Product: protein PFC0760c
Exons: 3
Coding region: 491-1438 (315 amino acids)
Source: RefSeq, a predicted model, not a curated record
AUUAAGAGAAUAAGUUGAAAUAAAAUACGGAAAAAGCCAUUAUCGACAGAUUUAACAAAACGAAUGGAAUCUCACAACAUUCAAGCCGAAUUCAUCUAAAAAAGUCUAGUUUUAAGAGUAUGAGAGUGCAUCUGAUUUGAUUGUUGUCUUCAACUUGCUUAGAUUAUUGUUAACUGGAUGGUUGGCUGGCUGGAUGUGUGGUAUUGAAUCUUUCUCAACUCUUGCAGUGUUAGCCACAAAAUCUUAGUUGAACAUUAAUCGUGGACCAGACAACAACAAACAUCGCUAUCUAGUUAAACACGGCAGACAACAAAAGGUGCAACAAAAAGCAAUAAAAUCUCCCAGACUCCACAAACGGAAAAGGUGAAAAACAAGAUACCUAUGUUGUCAACCAUUUGUUCAUUUGGUGUCGUGGUGUUAAGUCGCAAUAAGAUCUGUUGUGAAACGCUUUGUUGUCAUCAUCCAGAAUUUGUCGCACGAACCAAUCAAGAUGUCAAUGAAUAACUUGACCAUUGAUGGUGAAUUCCGUUAUAUAAUACAAUGGUUUAAUGAAUGGAGUGAAUUGCAACGUGACGAUUUCAUACCCAUAAUGGUCGAUUAUUUAACGGACACUGACCAUGCAUCGACGGCCUCAAAUGCAACAGCAGCAACAAUAAAUAUGAAUGGCUUAGAAAAUCACAUGGAACGAUCAUUAAAUAUAAGUGACAAACCAAUGUCUCUAUUCCAAUGCAGGAUAAAACUAUUCUGUCAAUGGAAUCGUAGAUGGCCCACCGAAUUCAAAGAGAAAUUACAACAAAAAAUAUCAGAAAUCGAUAAUAAAGUUGGUGAAAGAAUAAAGGAAGAAGUUACAAAAAAACAUAAUGGAUGUGGAAGUCUUACAAAUGGUUAUGCCACAGAAUCGAAUGACGCUGACGACAUUCAUAAUUACGACACGAUGGUAAAAGAACACCAUACGCCACAUGUAUCACAAUCCAAUCAAAAUGAUAGCCAUUUAAAAGAAGAUCAUCAGAUGCAACAACAACAAGAUGUCAUUGUUGUAACCAACUCUGUGACAUUAAAUGACCCCAUGCGAGAGGUUUUAAGUAAUGAAACAUCUGUUGAUGACAUCGAACCAAACGACCAACAAGUGAAUAUUAAUAGAGCUGCUGGAGUGGAGGAUAAUAAUGACAAUGUUGCACAUGACAAUAAUCUUAAUGAAGAUAGUAACAACUCGCAUGCUAGAGAACCUGUUGAACAGGUUGUACAAAUGCGAAAUUUACAAAUAAGUGAAGAUGGCCAUGAAGAUGUUACAGCAUCAGCAUCCGCAUCUGUGCAGCAACAACAACAGCCAUCGCCACAUACUACCGUCGCAUCAGUACCGGUCACAGUUACAGUUAACCCAGUAGUUGUAGCCGCACAAUCAAUGGCCACAAAUGCAGAAGUUCCUUUAGUUGCUUAAAGAUGCAGACAAACGGACGGACAAACAAAAACAGACAGACCAGUCGACAGAUAAAUAAACUAGAAAUCGUACAAGUGGAAAGAACGAACGAUCAUACAUACCUAACCAGCAGAAGCAGCACAAACAUUCAAACGUCACAACGAACAAACAGCAUCACCAUCAUCUACUUUAAAAAUGAUUACCAACAUCAACAGCAUCAUCAUCUAAGAAAUAUGCCAGUAAUCCGUAGUAGCGUAACAAAAUAUCUGUAACUCAACUCGAUGUUGGAACAAAAACAGAAGAAGAAGCAUAGCCGCAUAUGAAUUGAGGAGGAAUAGCAGGAGAACAUUUAUACAAACAAGCAUACAUUCCAAUUAACUAAGCUUAAAACAUUAAUAUAUGUUAAGUUGAAAAGAAAAAAAAUAGAGUACGCAUAUAACAAUGUGCAGACUAUUGAGAAAAUAAAGAUAAAAACACAGACAAAUAUAGACAUAAAAAAUUUCUAGUUUCUUCAGCAUUUAUAUGGAAUUCAUUAAAAUGAUUGAUUAAUUUAUGAUUUUUUAUAUUGUGUGUCACAAAUAAUAAUAAAUUCAUUAUUAAAUUUGUUCUGUACCCGAGAUUCCAAAGGACACAAGAAUGAAUAAGAUGUAUAGAUUGA